AUGAAUAUAUUUCCAAUCUUGCUUUUUGUUUGCUUAAUUAUCUACCAUGCGAAUAGUGCACCUAUAGCAAAUACAAAUGGAGCAAAUACUGUUCUAGUUGCAAACGGAAAAUUAAUUGACGACCUGACGUGUAAGACUGAUGAUGGACGAAUUGAAAUUCCAAUCAAUGGAAAAAUCCGUGUGGGUGCCAAUACUUGCAAAGUAUGUACAUGUACUGUUUCUGGAUUUUCAUGUGAAGAUCAAUGUGAAACAAUCCCAGCAUCGACUUCAAUAGGUGCGCCGGGAGAAAGUAGUACCACAGCUAUUUCAAGUUCUUCACCUUCACCCGAUCAAUUAAUACUUUCAUCUACUAUUCCAUCACAAGCAGUAUCAAAUCCGAAUUCAAAUGGUGUUAGUCUAACGAAUUCAACAAUAUCACCAUCGCGAAUUGAAAAUUCUGAUAAUGAUACAACAUCAGUUAUAGCUGGUGGACCAUGCGCACGUAUAGCAGUCAAUGGAUUAGUACCUUCGCGUGAAUUUGCAUUUAUGGAUUGUAGUGAAGUUUAUUUAGCUGGAAAACGAACAAGUGGAAUGUACGAAAUAUGGCCUCGAACAAGUCCAAAACCUUUUCGAGUUUUCUGCGAUAUGGAUACCGAUGGAGGUGGAUGGACAGUUCUACAACGUCGUGGUGAUUACAAUCAACAAUCAAAUUUUUUUGUUACAUGGUCAUCUUAUAAACGUGGCUUCGGUGAUCUUAAUCGUGAUUUUUGGCUUGGAAACGAAAAGAUUCAUGCGUUAACAAAUCAAGAUGAAUAUCGUCUUCAUAUUGACAUGGAAGAUUUCAACGAUCAAUCACGUUUUGUUGAUUACGAAUGGUUUUUUGUAACGGAUGAACAAACAAAAUAUACAUUAAAUUUAGGUCGCUACAUGACAACAUCAACUGGUGGUGAUUCACUAUCAUAUAAUCGUGGUAUGCGCUUUACAACACGUGAUCAAGACAAUGAUCAAUCUAUGUCAGGACAAUGUGCUGAAAAUUACAAGAGUGGCUGGUGGCAUGCUGGCUGUACCUUAGCAAAUCUAAAUGGACUUUAUUUACGUGGAAACGAUUCAACUGCGACAGGAGUUUUUUGGAAUAAUUGGUUGGGUGCAAAAUAUUCAUUAAAAUCAUGUGCAAUGAAAGUUAGACCUACUGGUUUUAAUACCGAAAUGCUUACGUGA
This is a messenger RNA of Rotaria socialis, 1197 nucleotides long. Lineage: Eukaryota; Metazoa; Rotifera; Eurotatoria; Philodinida; Philodinidae. The record is from the annotation of a GenBank genome assembly.